UAAGCAACAACAUCACAGGGUAAUGCAGCUUCCCAGCAUGCCAUUAAUCUCCGUCUGUGGACCGUCUGACCGUCACCCAGGGCUGCCUUCAUCCGUCCUGUCACCCGAAGCGGGACUCCGUGUCGGACCGGCUGGGUCUGGACUCUGGGUGUCUCCGGUAGCGGGAUGAGAGCGACAUAGUGAUAAAGGAGCGUCUCCUCCUCGUUCUUUCUCCCUCUGAGCAGAAGCGGAGCUCGGCUCCUACCGGCGGAGAUAUGAGGAACCCACUGGCCGAUGUCGCCCUGACAUUCUGGCUUUUUCUAGAGUGUGUUGAAGCCAAAAAGUACUGCUGGUAUUUUGAAGGCGGAUACCCCAUCUACUUCAUAUGUCGCUCCUAUGAGGACUGCUGUGGGACUCGCUGCUGUGUGAGAGCUCUGUCCAUCCAGAGACUAUGGUACUUCUGGGUGCUGCUGAUGAUGGGGGUAUUGUUCUGCUGCGGUGCCGGCUUCUUCAUCCGCAGAAGGAUGUAUCCGUCCCCUCUGAGAGACGAGCCGGCCUUCAACGUCUCUUUCACCAGGCACCCUGUCACCACACCAGUUUCCCAGCAGCCAGGAAGUAUGCAGGGCUUCGGCGUCAAUGGGAUGACAGGUGGUGACCCAGGGCUUACCAUGACACACCCGGCGUAUCCGGCACAGCCUGGCUCUGCACACAUGAUGAUGGGCUCCUAUCCUCCACCUCCGUCCUACUGCAACCACCCACCUCCACCCUACGAACAAAUAUUUCAAAACAGCGACAAGAAGUAACGUCUGCCGGGAACCGAAGAGAUGGAACUAAAAAGGGGAAGGAAGGAGCCAGAGGCUAAAUUAUCAGGAAGUUCUGAUGAAGAUGAGGAACUUAACUGUUUGGGGAUGUAAGACACACACAAUCUCUUGUCCAGCAGAAAAGACCAAAAGAGGCACAAUAACCAGAAUCUAGAUGCACAGGCACACACACUCAUUCACUCACACUGCUUCAUCUACUCUUGAUUUCUGUGGAUCUGUGUACAGUGUGUGCCAGCCAUGUUGAACUGAAGAUGAGCAGUGAUGGACACAUUUAGGUCGAGGUUUUGGAUUCACCCACAGUGCAACUAACUACAGCUGUAACAGUGCAGAAUGGAUGACGGUCAAACUCCUGUUGUAAUAAAAUGCUGGAUACUGGAUACUCUCACCAGACAGGGUUUUAACAUUUAACAAAUAUAUCAACUAUCAAAUUGAUCAAAUCAAAGAUACAUGAUUGUAAAAAAGGACUAUCUCUGUACAAGGAUGAUAUUUUCUAUCCAGCAUUUUACUGCAAGAUAGGUCUUUACUAAAUGAUGAGUUCUUGAUACAUUUUUUAUUACUGUAUGUGAAGUCCUGUUACGUAAUGACAUAAUGAGCUAGUCUCUGUGCUUCUCUUAGCAGCAAUGUAGGCUUAAGUUCAGCACAAGAUGAGUCACAUUGAGUGACGCUGAGAUGGAAGAGUGGCUGACAAUGUGUCACUAGUUGUAGGGUCAUAGUCACUUCGAUAAUCAGCAUGCCGCAUGCUGCUCUGCUGGCAUAUGGGACAUAAAAGUGGCAUGUUCCAAUUCUGCCACGAGCCACAUUUAACUUUAGAUCCUGUGCUGUCUGAAAGUAUAAAUUGGUAGUUUAUGCCGUAACAUUAUACUGGAAGACAAGCACUCCUUGAAGGUAGCCGUCACUGAUGAGAUCAACACCAUGCUUUUCUAACAGCUCACCCAGUGAGGCUAUUGGUAGCUACUUUAGUCCUGUACAGCAAGUGUAGGAAAAUCAAAGAAAAUCACCAUAUAACACUAAAACACUUAAGUCCUGUUUACAUGACACAGUUUUUCUAAAAAUGGAAACGUUUUUCCUUUGUUUUAAAAAAGUUAAGUAGGUAACCGAGUAACUUUGCAACUCAACACCCCGCGUCAGCAUACAAACUCUUUCCUCUACAGCACAGUGAGUGUAAACAGGAAGAGAAGGUGGCAAACGCGCACUGGAAAACUGACUAUUUUGGUGACUCUGGAUUAUAAGGCAUCCAAAUUUCAUACCGAUGGUAUCCCCCAAAUUCCACCAGGCUGCUGGAGCUAAUUGCACCUGUUCUAGACAAUGCAUGUGAUUCAGCCAGAGUCUCUCCACUCUGCUCCACAUAGAAUACACGGCUGGUCUACUUUUGACAGAAGCCGUGACCCACUCACAACAAGCAGCACAGAGACAGAAACAGCAUAGAGACUCUGGGCAAUUUUCAAAAUGAAAUACUGUGUGCAGACUCUGGAUUGAAUUUGCUAUAUCAUCGUUGUGACACCAGGUCAGAAGUCAGUCAGUCAGAGGAGAUAUGAAGUGGAAUGACACAACUUUUUGUAUCCUUUUUAAGGACAAAAGAAGCAAGUAAACAACGAAUGGCAGGCAAGACACUUCUAAAAACACUCGGUGCUCACGUACCAAAACUGCGUCAUAGGUACCCAGUGACAUUUUGUGGGUUAGGGUAGCGUUUCAAAAGUUUGUGUUUUCAAGCCUCCAAAACAGAAAUGCCAAACCACAACAAAAGUUGACUGUUUUCUGCAAAAACCGUCAUGUAAACAGGGCCUAAAAGGAGUGGCAUACAAUCAGGCACUGUCCCAUCUUGGCGCAGCUGCAUGGACCCACAAGAUGAUGUGACAUAGCACUGUACGAUCACAACAGAUAAAUAUUUAGGUCAAAUUGAAAUAAGAGUAAAUACCCGAAGGGACGUAUUGCCAUGAGUGUCAGUGCCAAAAGCCUUGUGCACCAAGCUGCUUCCCAGAGUGGCUCAGGGCACCUUUAGGAAACCAUUACUCUGCAUCCUCUCUGCCUGCACGUCCAGUGGAAAGCCAGUGAAGGAAAAUGAGUUGCUUGAUACUGUUUUGUCAUUACCUAACUUCACGUUUUUCUCUCUAAGAUUUAUGUAAAGAUUUUAACUUUUUCCACGUUGCUGCAACAAGCCUCUCAAGUGCAUUAAAGGUAAAUUAGUGAAUUAUUUCUCCCAAUCCAGGAGGAAUAUAGUAAAGUUGUAACAGUUUCUGCUUCAGUGAAUCAAACCUUAAUUGCAAUCCAAGAAGUUUUUUUCAGUGCAGUUAUUUCGAAUAUCUGGUGAAACUCAGCACAAAAGGAGCCAAACGGGACUGAGAGGGAAAAACCUGUGUUAUAAACUAAAUCUACCACAACGGUCCAGUUUGUAGUAAUAACAAGUACAGUUAACCUCCGGACAUACUUUCUUGGCACCUUUUAUGUUGCAAAUUCUAAGGUGUGUUUUGGAAAGUGCUUCCAAAAUGUAAAGGAAUAGUUUGACAUUCUGGGAAAUGUGACUAGUCAUAGUCCUACUAAAUAUGGAGCUGGCAAUUAGCUAGCAGAAGAGUUAACAGCGUUUAUGAGGAAAAAGUUAAAAAUAUAUACCUCAUUAAAUAAACAUGUUUAAUUUGUGUACAAACAGAAAUGCAAAGAUGACAGUUUGUGGUUUUAGUGGCAGUUCCUUCACUGCACCCAGCUGCUGUUGGCCAAGAAUGUUGAACUAUUCCUCAAACUUUAGUUUGCUUGCUAUGAUGUCACAAAAACAGGAUUUAUGCUAAGAGGGAAAGCUAAGCCUACACUGCACGAGUAAACAGCUAGCCUACCAGCACCUCUAAAACUCACUGUUGGACUAUUUCUCAGCCAGAACCAGCGACUUCCUGGACUCUCCACUGGUUGCCUGGCAACUUAACAGCGACUUAUCCUAGCCUAGACCCACAUCAAAAACACAAUGUGUCAUUUUAACAAUUUGAUUGUUACAUUGUGAGUUUCAGAGGCGUUGGUAGGUGGAUAGUGUUACCUUUGGUCAGAGCCAGGCUAGCUGUUUCUCUGUGCCUAGUCUUUAUGCUAAGCUAACCAGUUGCUGGCUGUAGAUUAUUGCACAAACAUGGGAGUGGUAUCAAUAUUUUCAUCUAACUCUCAACAAGAAAACAAAGAAGCUCUUUUUCUCAAAAUAAUAAUAUUCUUGCCAUCACUGUUAUUGUUGGAAUAUACCUUCUGGCCACCACACUGAAAAAUGUUACUUUAUACAAGUAUUCAAAAUAGCCGACUAAUUAGAUUAUUGGAUUUUAGGCAGCCAGUAAAGUCUCAAACAAACCCUGCUAUCAAACCCUGAUCCCCGUUGAACUGACACAUUCUUACUGAUGGUCUGUUAAAGCUUGUGUUUGUAAAAAGGUGAUAUUUUAGCUCCAGUGUGUACAGUGAUGUGGUCAUUUAGAACAGAAUGACCACUUCCAGUGGACUAACCUGUGCUUUUGGUUCUCUUUUGGGCGUUUGUGCUGCAAUAAAUACCUAGGUGAUGAUGAUGAUGAUGUGGUAGUUCUGAGAGGUAGCUGAGCUCUUUCUGUAGCGUAGUUCCGUCCCCACUGCCAUCCCAUCCAUACACACACUGAACAAACAGCAACAACUCUGAAAACACAAUGGGUCUCGUAUAAGAACAGUCAUAUUUCUCUUACUUUCUUUCUCUUUGGUUUGCUUCAGGUACAAUAGCCUGCUGUCAAACUGAUAGACUGCACAGAAUAAUCAUUUUACAUGGCAUUUCUAUUCUUAAAUCAAACGAGAGCUUCUCCCCAUGUGGAGGAAAGCCUACCAUCUCUUGGUGUCUUUCCCACUCCUGCUUUCAUUCAUACUUUAGAGAAAAUACUAAAUAAACUGGUGAAUCACCAGUACGUUUGUUUCUUACAUGAGGCCUGUUGUUCCUUGGUGUACUUAUUGUAAUUAAAUCUGAUGACCGUUCCACAGUUUGUGGACCUCAGGCUGUUGACAUUUCCACGUUUAAAAUUGCCUGUCUCAACCGAACCCAAUAGCCUUGGUUUGGUGUCUUUUUAAGGAAAGUAAACUUUUAUUUUGUGGCUUGCAUGGCUAAGUUAAGUUUAAAGAAUAUUAAUAAAAGAAAAUAAAAACAUUGCCAAUAUAUGUGUGGUAAAAUCAAGAGUGUUCAUCCUUUUUAUGGCACAAAUAUGCUUCCACCUUAUGCUGUUCAGAGGAUGAACGUGCUCUCUGAGGACACUUUUAGUCAUUUCUUACACAAGUAGAAAUUCUGACCUGACGGGGGGGCUAAAUAUGGAAGCUCGUUUAAAACAAAGUUUCAUUUAUAAAAUUAUUAUUAUUAUUAUUAUGAAAUGAUGAAUGGCACCAGCAUAGCCUGUAUUAACCCUUCCAAGUCCUGCCCCUGUGGAACCUCGGUCAACUUCCUCCUUUCCUUGUACUUCCUGACAAUUUAUGUACACAUUUUGUUUUGACUUUUAAAUGUCUGUUUUUUUGUUUGUUUGUUUUUUAAAGUUAUUUUUUCGGCCUUUUGUUGGCUUUAUUGAUAGAGACAGCUGUAGAGAGACAGGAAGGGUGGGUGGAGAGAGGGGAUGACUCACAGCAAAGGGCCGCAGGUCGGAUUCAAACCCGGGCCGCUGCAGCAACUCUGUAUAUGGGUCACCAGCUCUACUGACUGAGAUAACCAGGCGCCCCUUAAAUGUCUGUUUUAUCUUGUGACAAAGAAAAAACAAUGUAAAAAUUGCAGUAACAACAAAAUCCAACCAAAAACCUCUCAGAGCUUCAGCUGGAGUUACUGCUGCUUCAGUGGCUGUAAAUCCUCAAUUCAACCAUUUAAGGACAAUCUUCAUGUUCUCCAAUGACAACUCUUACUGACUUCAUCUGUGUAUUUUUGGCUGAGCCCAUUGUAGCAAAUAGUAAGAAUAGUUUGGAUAUUACUGUGCUAGUGCUAGCUAAGUAGACAGGACAAGCUAUUAUUGUGCUAAUCAAAAUAAAUGUCAUAGUUUAAUCCUCACAAAAUAAUUCCUUUUACUCAGUUACUCAUCUGUCUCAACGUUUUACAUCUGAAACAUAAAUUAAAUUAGAAGUCCAGAUUUGAUGUAAGGACAUAAUCAGAGUUUCUCUUUGCACUAGCUGUUUAUGGCAGGAUCUGCAGCUUUGCGGUCAUAGCUCAACUUAAUUACCGAGAUAUCACACAACCGCUGUUUACUGAGAACACUUUUGGUAGUGUAAUUACUGCGGUUAGCAUUUGUAAGGCCAUUUUGUUAACAUCAGCAAUUAAAUUAACAAGCUAGCUAGCAAGUAAUGUAACUAGUUAGCUAGCUGGCUAAUGAUUAAUGAUGUGUCUUUUACCUAUCUCCAAAACUUGGUUUCAUAGAUUAGCCUAGCACAUAUCAUACCAAGCACAGGAAAAGAGACAGCUGGCCGAGGUUCUGACUGAGGUUAGCUCAACUGCUAUUGGAGCACAGAGUGAAAAGGGGCGGGACUUAAGAAGGGUCAGCUGGCACUUUAUUAGAAUAGUUCAGUUCAUACCCUGUGCCCAUUUUCACUUUUAAAGAGUGUUUUAUGAGGUUGUGGAGGAGAUUCUCACGCUCCUGUCCUGGUCCAUCCUUGUCACUUGUGGUGUUCACUGUGAAAGAACAUGUGCAGUGCACACACCUCUGUAGAGUUGAUGGAAGGCCACCGAAGAGACACUUCUGAUCCCAAUCUGGUUUCUGGUCUCCAGUCUCCCACAAGAAACAGUAGCAGGUUUUGGGGUAAGACCAGGGCCCCGUGCAGUAACACAGUGUCUUUGGGCGUCGUGCUGUGUGUUCCCAAUAUCCAACAGCCUAACAUUAGAGAGGCAGGUAUUCUGUUUUAUCAGGUCAAACUAUGCAACAGGUCCUGGAGUUGUUUAAGCCUCUGUCUGCUGUUUUUAUCCUCUCCUUGUUAACCUCUUCUCUUUCUCUUCUGCUCUUCUGCUUUGGACAUAAAAUACCAUCAUACAUUGUGACAUAUGUAAAUAAACUGCACUUCUGAUACAAUGUG
Dicentrarchus labrax (European seabass) is the source of this 6812-nucleotide messenger RNA. RefSeq names its product VOPP1 WW domain binding protein b (gene vopp1b). The transcript is spliced from 5 exons. Gene Ontology annotation, cellular component: cytoplasmic vesicle membrane. The record is from RefSeq and is a predicted model, not a curated record. The coding region runs from base 255 to 782 and encodes 175 amino acids. Lineage: Eukaryota; Metazoa; Chordata; Actinopteri; Moronidae.